Colletotrichum truncatum is the source of this 1767-nucleotide messenger RNA. RefSeq lists its product as uncharacterized. The record is from RefSeq and is a predicted model, not a curated record. Lineage: Eukaryota; Fungi; Ascomycota; Sordariomycetes; Glomerellales; Glomerellaceae.
AUGCACCUACAAGACCACCGCAAACAACAGAGUCGCCUCCAAGACGCCGCUUCGCACUCCAUUGGACUCUCAAAAUCGUCCUCUACCCUCAGCUGCGAAGACUCGUCGCUCUAUAUCCACGUUGCCAUGUCCGACCAACAUUACAUGGACCGAACUUCCGUUCACUCAGACGGAUACACAGACCCUGUUUCUGGAAGGUGCUCUCCGUGUGCUCAGCCUCCCACGACUACCUACCCAGACCUCACCAGCCCUCCAUACUCUAUAACCACGUUCAACCAAAACCAGCAAGGCGAACCGCAUCUGUUGACACCAGUGUCCGGUGUUGGCUCUCCUUCUAUGCAACAAAACGCCAAAAUGAUGCAGCAGCAGCACCCAGCCACGACAGCAUCCAUGUACCAGCAGCCUAGCCCCUCCACAACCUCGAGGAUGUGCUGGCCCAAUUCUUUCGAUAUGGGCGCACCUCACAGUCAGGCUGCUUCCCCUCUGCCCAUGAACCCUUCGACAACAGAGAGCCACUUUGAAAUGAACUACAUCUCCGCCGAAACCCCGAUCAAAGACGAGAUCCCCGAACCUCCUGUCCCCUAUUUCGGUGCCUACGGUGUCUCGGGGCAACAGGACUCAGAUCAGGGCUCUCUGUCUCCUCCCAUGCACUCGGCUUUCUACAUGCCCACGGAUGGCUCCAUGCUUAACACAACAUCUCUUUUGCCCACUCCAGACCUGACGAUGGCUCACCAGUCCAUGGGACGCACUCUGGCACCAGCCAAUCAAAUGCCCUUCAACGCACAGCCGCAUGUUUAUCAACCUCAGACCGGUGGUCUUUCGGACAGGGACGAUAUAACCAGACGGCCGAGUUACCCAUGGGCAUUCCCUAGCACACAAGUCACCCGCCCAAGCAGCAGCGACAGCAGCCCCCGCUCCCGUCAACCGCGCGUGAAGAGGGAACCUCGCAUGAGAAAUCGCUGCGACGAGGCUAGCACCAAGGCCGCUGCUACUAGACUUGUCCACCAAUCACCUCAAGUGAAGUCGUCAGAGCAAGGCGAACCCCAACUCAUCAUCAAGUCCACCUGCCCCCCAGAAGAGCGUUUUCUCUUCCAGAGACGAUUUGAGUUAGAGGAGCAAAAGGGAGGCGGCAUCUGGGGAACCAUUCAGGAAGAGUUUAACCAGAACUUCCAACAACAUUCCGAUAUUCCUCGCCUUCAAAUGAUGGUGACAAGAGGACGACCUCAAUACCUCGAAUGGCCACAGACAGAUGAUGAAAUACUUAGAGAGUCCAUGCGAUUCGUCGAGCAACAAUACUGGAAGAUGACCUACCAGAAAUUUAAGGAGCUCGGCGGUGGCUCGGCAGCGCACUGGGGUCUCGCUGAUAUCGAGCACCGCGCGGUCGAGAAGGGCUGGGCGAACAUCUACUACGAGCCCUCUCCGGUGGAUCAGAGUAUGAACAUCCGCAGACGUAAGAAGCUCAACACGCGCCGCAGGUCCGCUGUCAUGGACGGCAUGCCGUUCGAGACGGUACACUUGAGCGAGGACCAGCGGGAACAGCUUGUCGACGACAUCAUCGUGGAGAGGGACAUCAAGCCCGAAGAUGAGGAUGAGGAGGCAACGCGAAACGACCUGCAGCACAUGCGGCUGGCGCAUGUGAGGGGCCCCCCUGCGAUCAAGCAGGAGGAGGGACUUGUUGGCAACGGCGGACGGGUGGCCAAGAGCCAAAAGCCGUCAGUAGCAAAGACCAAGAACAGGUCCCGUGCUCAACGGACAAAAGCUGCUUGA